Messenger RNA from Lepus europaeus (European hare), 2505 nucleotides. It is a transcript of the gene LMF2, whose product is annotated as lipase maturation factor 2. The record is from RefSeq and is a predicted model, not a curated record. Gene Ontology annotation, cellular component: endoplasmic reticulum membrane. Bases 30 to 2150 code for a protein of 706 amino acids. NCBI's taxonomy places the organism in Eukaryota, Metazoa, Chordata, Mammalia, Lagomorpha, Leporidae. The transcript is spliced from 14 exons. Gene Ontology annotation, biological process: protein maturation.
GCUCUGCUCCAGCGGGCCGCGUAGCGGACAUGGCGGGCGUCCGGCUCCCGCGGCAGCUCUUUCUGCAGGGCGUGGCGGCGAUCUUCAUGUUCGCCUUCGCCUCCCUGUACACGCAGAUCCCGGGCUUGUACGGCCCCGAGGGCAUCCUGCCCGCGCGGAGGACGCUGCGCCCACAGGGCAAGGGGCGCCUGCAGCAGCUGUGGGAGACGCCGACGCUGCUGUGGGAGGCACCCGUGCUGGGGCUGGACACCGCCCAGGGCCUGGAACUGCUCAGCCUGCUGGGCACGUUGCUGGCCCUGGGUGCCCUGCUGCUGCGCCCGCUGCGCCACCUCCUGGUCUACCUGCUCCUGUGGGCCGCCUACCUGUCGGCCUACCAGGUGGGCCAGGUGUUCCUUUACUUCCAGUGGGAUUCCCUGCUGCUGGAGACGGGCUUCCUGGCUGUGCUGGUGGCCCCGCUGGGGUGGCCCCUCUGCCGACGCCGCAAGCAGGCCCCCCAGGGGCGGUCGGAGGGGGCCUCACCCCACGAGGGCCUCCCCUUCUGGCUGGUGCGCUGGCUGCUGUUUCGCCUCAUGUUCGCCUCAGGCGUAGUCAAGCUGACCAGCCGCUGCCCUGCGUGGUGGGGGCUCACUGCGCUCACCUACCACUAUGAGACACAGUGCCUCCCCACGCCGGCCGCCUGGUUUGCCCACCACCUGCCCGUCUGGCUGCACAGGCUCAGCGCGGUGGGCACCUUCGUCAUCGAGAUCGCGGCCCCUCCUCUGUUCUUCGCCCCCAUUCGCCGCCUGCGCCUGGCCGCCUUCUACUCCCAGGUGCUGCUGCAGAUCCUGAUCAUCGUCACGGGCAACUACAACUUCUUCAACCUGCUGACCCUGGUGCUCACCACCGCGCUCCUGGACGACCGGCACCUGGCAGCCGGGCCCGGCCGAGGCCAGCGCAAGAAGACGCCCCCCGCCCGGUCCGAGGCCCUGCUGGUCACACUGGCCCUGCUGCUGGAACUGGCCGUCUACGGGCUGCUGGCCUAUGGCACCAUGCACUACUUCGGCCUGGAGGUCAACUGGCAGCAGCGCACUAUCCACUCCAGAACCACCUUCACCUUCCACCAGUUCUCCCAGUGGCUGAAGACGGUGACCCUGCCCACCAUGUGGCUGGGCGCAGCCUCCCUCGCCUGGGAGCUGCUCACUGCCCUCUGGAGGUGGACGCAGGUGCAGGGCUGGCUUCGGAAGCUGUGUGCUUCGGUGGAGCUGUCCGUUUGGGGCGGUGCCACGGUGGUCUUGUUCCUGAUCAGCCUGGUACCCUACUCCUACAUGGAGCCCGAGACCCACGGGCGCCUCUGGGCUGGGACGCACCGCCUGUUUGGGGCUGUGGAGCACCUGCAGCUAGCCAACUCUUACGGCCUCUUCCGCCGGAUGACGGGUCUGGGUGGGCGGCCUGAGGUGGUGCUGGAAGGCAGCUACGAUGGACAUCACUGGACGGAGAUCGAGUUCAUGUACAAACCCGGGAACAUGAGCCAGCCGCCCCCCGUCGUGGUCCCCCAUCAGCCACGCCUGGAUUGGCAGAUGUGGUUUGCAGCCCUGGGCCCACACACACACAGCCCAUGGUUCACGAGCCUGGUGCUCCGCUUGCUACAGGGAAAGGAGCCUGUGAUCCGCCUGAUCCAGAACCACGUCACCAGGUACCCCUUCCACAAGCAGCCGCCCACCUAUAUCCGCGCCCAGCGGUACAAGUACUGGUUCUCACAGCCUGGGGAACAGAGCCGGUGGUGGCGACGCCAGUGGGUAGAAGAGUUCUUCCCACCCGUGUCCCUGGGGGACCCGACCCUGGAGACCCUGCUCCAGCAGUUUGGGCUUCAGGACAAGAGCCCACCCCGGGCCCGUGGCUCCAGCAUCCUGGCCCAGGCCCUCCACUGGGUGCGCGCUCAGCUGUCUCCCCUGGAGGCCCCCACGCUGCUCUGGGGACUCCUUGUGGCUGUAGGCACCAUCAAAAUCAUGCAGGCACUGCUGGCCCCCUGGUUACUCCGGUCCUUCCCACUAGCCAAUGGGGAGAAGCACAAGCCAGCCCCCAAGAAAGAUGGGGGAGCUGCCCGUGGACAGGCCGCCCCGGCCCCCAGCAACUGUAGCAGCACCUCUCGGGCCUCUCGGCGGAAAAAGUAGCUUCCAGAGGGCCGGUCCCUUCUCAGCUCUGACCUGCAGCAGGCAUGGCCCCACCCACCGUGCCUUCGCCACCCUGCCAAGCAGAUGCAGGCUAGGGUGCUGCCCACUGAUGCAGGGUGCUACUUUGAGGGCCCACCAGUCCCUCACACCAACAGCGUCCCUCUCCAGGGUUGCCUUGCUGCCUCCACAGUUGGCCCAGGAGAUGGCCGCGUGACCCAGCUCAGCCAGCUCAGGACCCUCUCCAGGCUGUCGCGGUCUGAGCCUGGAGCCCAGCCUGGGCACAAGGCUGAGUCUGCAGGGUGGUGGUCAGCACUGUUCUGAGGAUCCGUGCACCAAUAAAGGCGUCUUGAGUGCU